GCCCUCCGUCCGUCGUUCGCGUUCUCCUUUCUCCCCCUUCUUCCUCACUACGUCCCGCCGCACGCCCCCCGACACGUGAUCUCCUCCUCCGCCUCUCCGGGGAAAAAGAAACCCCUGAACCUCGAUUGACGCGGGCUAAACCCUAGACGGCGGCCUCCGCAGCGGCAGCGUACCACCCCUUGGUGCCGUCGCCAGAACCGCUCGCUCUAGGGUUUGGCUUGUCCCCGAUGGCCCCCGAGGACGGGUUGCCGGAGGCGGAAGACGGUUUCAGGGCUCCAGCGCAGGUGGCGGUGCCCAUGAGUGCCCCGCCCGAGUCUGCCGUUGGGGUUUCCAGAGAUUCUCUCCGAGUUCUCGAGUUGUUGAAGGAUCUUGGUUCUGAGGUGUCAGAAGAAUUGCUUGUGUUGAUGCCAAACUUGUUGUCAGCUUUAAGACACCAAGAUCCAUUUGUUGUUAAGCAGUCAAUUGCUAAUGGGACAGCUUUAUUUGGUGCUGUUUUAGAAGAAAUUGCACUCCAGCUCCAUGGUUCUAGUAAAAUUGAGCAUUGGGUUGAAGAAAUGUGGUCUUGGAUGGUUCAGUUCAAGGGGGCAGUCUGUGGGGUUCUGAUGGAGCCUGGAUCAAUUGGAAUCAAGGUGCUUGCUGUAAAAUUUAUUGAAACCUGUAUAUUGUAUUUCUCGCCUGAUGAGAAGGAUGGUGGAGUACUAUUUACUGAAGCAGGAAAAGGAAGGAGAUUUAAUGUCUUACAUUUGAUCAGAGGUAAUUCAAUUCUCAAUCCAGCUAUGCUGGAAAUUGAAGCAGACAGAACACUUGACCUUCUUCUGGAUCUUCUGCACUUGGCUAAUAAUCUCCGUGGUUCUUUGGUCAUUGCUGUCAUUAACAGUCUUGCAAGCAUUGCGAAGAACAGGCCUCUUAGGUACAAAGUUAUUCUCUCUGCUCUGCUUGCCUUUGAUCCUAAUUUUGAAAUUCAAAACGGUGGUCACGCUUCAAGCAUCCGAUAUUGUCUGAGAACUGCAUUUGUAGGAUUUCUACGGUGUAAUCAUCCAUCAUUCACUGAGUCAAGAGAAAAGAUAAUAAGGGCAUUGCGAGCAAUAAGCCCAGGUGAAUCGAUUGAUCAAGUUCUUCGACAAGUGGAGAGAAUGUCGAGAACUAUGGACCGUGUAUCCCAUGAUGUUCGAGUCAGUAAGGGUGAUCCACUAUCCAUUCAAGAGUCUGUAUCUGGAGAUGUUACUAGGAAUAAGACUGUAUUGCCACCUAGUGAUGUUCUUUCUGAGGAGUUGCCUGCCAAGAGGAUACGGUUUGAUAUGCCUUUUGAGACAGCACAUUCUACUCAAAUGGCAUAUGACUUAGCAGAUGAUAAUGAUGAUGAUGGAAAUGGUAAUUAUUCCUCAAGCAUAUCUCUCGUGGGUAGUGACUUGUCACCUGCUGAAAAGAUGAUUGCCAUGAUUGGUGCGCUGCUGGCUGAAGGAGAAAGAGGUGCUGAAUCGCUCGAGCUUCUUAUAUCAAAUAUUCACGCUGAUCUUAUGGCUGAUAUAGUUAUAGAAACUAUGAAACAUCUUCCAAAGAACUUAGUGGUAGCAUCUGUCCGGCAUAAUAAUGGAUCAUCAAAUGAAGAGACUUCCUUGCCCAGCAUUUCGUCGCAGGUGUUAUCAACUACUGCAACAGAUCUUUCUGCACCGACUUCUUCAUUACCUUCUGAGCUGGCAACAUCUUCAGUUGGUGCUAAUGGAUUCAGCGUAACACCUGAUGUGUCUUCUUUCUCUAGUCUUUCUACCGAGUCCAAGCGGGACCCCAGGAGGGAUCCUCGCCGCCUUGAUCCCCGUCGAUCAGUGGCAUUUGGUAAUUCACACUCUGUGUCCUUAAACUUGGAAAAUAGCCAUGAUAUGCAGCCUGUGCCAUCUCAGUUAUCCAGUAAACCAGUUGCUAUUUCAGAAGCCAUCAAAAUUGAACAUUCUUCUUCGUUGUUGGCUUCUAAACUUGAUGUAGAGCCCUCUGAUGAGCCAGUUGGUCAGAAUCAGAUGAUUGAGAAAUUGCAAACAACAGAAACUUCGGAAGUUCAGGAUAAUGUUAUGAUAGUGGAUCAAUCUUUGGAUGAUACACCACCCAACUUGGAGAUUUCUCCUGUAGAAUCUAUUGAAGAACAACUGGCAGCAUCUACACCAUCAGACGCUACUGCCAAUGAAGGUGUUGUUCAUAACCUUUCAGAAUGUGAUGAGUUUUCUUCACCUGAUGUUAAAUCAUUGACCCCUGAGGAUAAUAGUCAUGAUUUGACCACACAUCCACCUCUUGUUGAAUUAAUGGAUGAGCAGAAAAGUGAACUGCACAGGUUAGCAGUUACACGGAUUGUUGAAGAUUACAAGCAUCUCCAAGUUACAGGAUGUGGUCAAGCAUGCCUUCCUUUGCUAGCACGUUUGGUUGCACAGACUGGGGCUGAUGGUGAUGUUGUUAAGUUUUUACAACAGCAUAUCAUAUUGGGUUACCAUCAUCAUAAGGGGCACGAGCUUGCAAUGCAUGUUCUCUAUCACCUGCAUGCAAUUAUGAUUUCUGAAUUAGAUGAUUGUUCUUCCUCAGCUGCUAGUAGUUAUGAGAAGUUUCUUCUGGGAGUUGUAAGGACAUUGCUGGAUUCCUUGCCCGCUACAGAUAAAUCAUUUAGUAAACUGCUUAGCGAAGCUCCAUUUCUACCUGACUCUUCAUUGAAAUUGUUGGAAGAUUUGUGUCAUUCAAAUGGUUAUGAGCACAAUUUAGGAGAAAAUCGUGAAGGUGAUCGUGUCACUCAAGGUCUUGUUGCUGUAUGGAGCUUGAUUUUGGGACGUCCUCCUUAUCGACAAACUUGUUUGGAUAUUGCUUUGAAGGUUUAUAUUUCUUACCACAGUAACUAAAUGUAUCAGAAUGUCUAUGAAUUGCUCAACUAUUAC
Messenger RNA from Musa acuminata subsp. malaccensis (wild Malaysian banana), 2909 nucleotides. NCBI's taxonomy places the organism in Eukaryota, Viridiplantae, Streptophyta, Magnoliopsida, Zingiberales, Musaceae. The record is from RefSeq and is a predicted model, not a curated record.